AUGGCAGCAGUCAAUGGAUACACGAGGGAGCAAAGUCCACUGAGCCCCCCGGAAAUGCAGCGAACAAACACGGGUAGAGUGGCUUCGAUCACACGGACUGGUAUGGCGAUGAUAACCCUCACCACCGAGCGCUUGAUUGACAAUAAAACUGCAGCCAUCCCUCCAGAUCAGUCGCCAACAACCGAAAAUGCCGCUUGGUCAUCAGCCAUAGGUCAUGCCAAUACAGGAAAAUCAGGCCGAGUAAUCGAGAGGCUGCAGAGCGAUAUCGACCGCCUGCACCGUGAGAAGCAAUUGUUGAAGAUGCGACAUGAUGAAACGGAAAAGGCCAAUGAAACCUUGAACGCCCGGAAUCAAUACUUGCAGGACCGAAACAGCAACUAUGAGCAGUCCCACGAAGCCAGUUUGCGGCAGUUGGCGAGGAAAGAGCGGCAAUUGGAAGACCUGCGUGAAGAGCUCAAUAGGGAGCGUGAGCGGACCGGCCGUGCAGAAGAACAGGCGCGAGCAGCGAGCAUGACCGAAGAACAGUGGCGAGAUCAAGCCAGCCAUGCCAAAGCUGUUGCACAGCAGAAGGAGUCAGAAUACGACGUGAUAGUCUCGUGUCGGAACAUGGACAACGACCGACAUCAAAGUGGUCUUGAUAAGAUCAAGGGCAGUUUCGAAACCUUGUUACGACAGCGAGAGGAGGACCUUGAAAAACAACGCAAACUCGAGAUCAUUGCGGAACAACAACGACAGACCAUUGCUCAACUGGAGGAGCUCACUAAGAAACUCAGCUCCAACUUCAAAACAUACAGAAACGAAAUCGAUUCGGCCGUCAGUGACCUCCGGAAAGGAGCCGAAGGGAACAACACUGCUAUGGCACAGAAGCUACAAGACAUGACUGAGACGACUGGUAGGAUGAAAUGGGUCAUGAACAUUGACGGCCUCUUCAAUGGCAACCCACGCGUUGAGCAAAUCAUGCCGCCUCCAGUAGAGGCGGCAUCGAAAGACAGCACCGGGGAGGUACCUCCCUCGCCAACCAAGUCGCCAGGACGAAGGCAUAAGCUGUUGAAACGGAAUACCAAGAGUGGACGAUAG
Messenger RNA from Cyphellophora europaea CBS 101466, 1077 nucleotides. RefSeq lists its product as uncharacterized. The transcript has a single exon. The record is from RefSeq and is a predicted model, not a curated record. Gene Ontology annotation, biological process: mRNA transport; endoplasmic reticulum inheritance. The coding region runs from base 1 to 1077 and encodes 358 amino acids. Lineage: Eukaryota; Fungi; Ascomycota; Eurotiomycetes; Chaetothyriales; Cyphellophoraceae.